Molecule: messenger RNA, 1623 nt
Organism: Aplysia californica (California sea hare)
Lineage: Eukaryota; Metazoa; Mollusca; Gastropoda; Aplysiida; Aplysiidae
Exons: 4
Coding region: 220-699 (159 amino acids)
Biological process (GO): signal transduction
Molecular function (GO): protein binding
Source: RefSeq, a predicted model, not a curated record
UCUGAAAAUUAAAAGUGUCGUUUCGUUUUGAUUUCCAGAGUUCCCGGAAUCGCGGUAUUCCUUCAUUCCUUCCGGAAUAGUUCGUGAUCAAGUAAAUCCACCAUUGGCCUUCAGUUGAACUACAGUACAGCCUCUCAUUUUGUGCCCAAUUCCCAUCGUCGCGUAAGAAAAGCAUCACAGUGUGUCCAGGGACCUUCCCUAAGGUUGCAGUGAUAACAAAUGGCGCAUGGACGCUGGCCCUAUCCCAAUGACAUAAGUCCUGAUGCCUCUCCUAUGUCAUCCCAAGAUCUAGAAGACAAGAACUAUGUGGUAAUUCAGCAUGCUACGAACGUUGUGCAAGGCAACUUGACUGUGAUACAUGGAGAACCCAGAUCCCAGCAAAAGCAGCGUCCUCGUAGAGAAAGGAAGCCCAAAAAGCCUAUUACAGAAUCAACAAAGCCACUGAAUCAAGACCAGAAAGAGGGAAUCUCUAAGCGAGUUGGAGAUGACUGGAAGAGACUGGGUCGUCGUUUAGGAUUUGAUAAUGCGCUUCUUGAACAGUGGGAACUUGAAAAGAAACCAGACUAUACAGAGCUGAACUAUCAUAUAAUAACAAAUUGGGAACAAGAAAAGGACAGGGAAGCUACAUGUGCAACUUUAGCUGAAAUCCUGUAUAAAAAGCUAGGCCGUGGAGAUUUAGCUGACUUAUUAGCAGAUUGAGGAACCGAGAUAGACCUAAUGCUGCAUGUUAAACACCUGUCAAAAGCCUCAUGAUACUUACAACAGUACAUGAUUUAUUUUUGCUGUAGUUCUUUACCGUCCAACCAGUUUUAGAAGUAAAAUUUUACAUAUUAAAAAAUUGGCAUUUAUUCCAUUUAGUCUAACUUCUUUUAACUGUUUAUCUUUUUUUAUAUCAAGGCAGAAUUUUCAAAAAUUGUUUUUAAAACAAUGGGAUAGGUAUAAGGGGUGUGGGAGGGUCAUUUAAAAUUACUUUCAAUUUUUCACUUAAACAAAUUACAACUUACAUCCCAAUUCACAUGCCAAAUAUAUUUGAAGGCUGAACAUUUUGGGUUGUACAUACUGGCGAGAAGUGAAGAAAAGAACUUGAAAUCUACAGACCACGAUGUCCUGGUCUACACAUAAAAAAAUUUGCUCAUUGUACUUCCUCCAUAUAUGUCAUUAUGACUGAUUUAAAUUGGCAGCAAUGAUUCAGUUCUUUGUUAUGACAUGUAAUUAAUGUAAUACAUGUUGUAGAUUCAUUUCGGAACUGAAACGAGUUUAAGAAAUAAAGUGGUUGGACAAUUAUACAAUGAAUACAUGUGACGAAUCAAUUUUCAAAAUGGUUCUCGUUCAGAUCUUAGUUUUUGUAUUCUUGAUUAGAAUGAAUCUGUGACUGAAAGGAAACUGAAAGUUGACAAAGACAUGGUCAUUGCCUUGGUGAAGACAAUGAUUUGUUUGAUAAUGUCCGGUUCGUUUUUUACAAUACUAGUACUCCCUUCUCUGUGAACAUGGGGGACCGGUGUCUGGUGUAGCAGUUACGCGCUUCGCCUUGCACACAAAAGACCUGAGUUCUAUUUGCGUGUGUGGGGAAAAUUUUUAUAAAGUAUCUUGAGUCUUUCUGUAGGAACAUUGUGUCACCUACGA